AAAGGGUGCUGCUCACACCUUCCCUGCCACCUCACCUGCACCCCUAAGUCCUUCCUCUCCCUGCAUCAUGGGGCUUCUCUCGGGCCUCAGCCCCAGCCACCUGCUGCUGCUGCUGCUAACCGGCCUCCCGCAGGUCCUGGGGGACCCCAUGUUCUCCAUCAUCACUCCCAACAUCCUGAGGCUGGAGAAUGAGGAGCUGGUGGUCCUGGAGGCUCACGAUGCCCAGGGGGACAUUCCGGUCACUGUAACAGUCUAUGACUUCCCUGCUAAAAAGCAAGUGUUGUUCAGUGAGAAAACCAUGCUGACCCAGGCCAACAAACACCUAAGCACCUUAUCAAUGAAGAUCCCAGUGAGUGAGGAACUGAACAAUAAGAAGGGGGAACAGUUCGUGGUGGUCCAGGCAUCCUUCCCCAACAGCCCGGUGGAGAAACUAGUGAUGGUCAGCCUCCAGAGUGGGUACCUCUUCAUCCAGACAGACAAGACCAUCUACACGCCAGGCUCCACAGUCUACUAUCGGAUCUUCACCGUGGACCACAGUCUGCUGCCAGUGGGCCGGUCUGUUGUCGUUGACAUUGAGACCCCAGAUGGCAUUCCUGUUGAUCGGAACUCCAAGUCUUCCAGCGACUACAAAGGGGUGCUGCCCUUAUCUUGGGACAUUCCAGAACUGGUCAACAUGGGGCAGUGGAAGAUCAAAGCUUACUACGAGGAUUCACCCAAGAAGGUUUUCACCACGGAGUUCGAGGUGAAGGAAUAUGUGUUACCCAGUUUUGAGGUUAAAGUGGAGCCUGCAGAGAAAUUCUACUAUGUCAAUGACCCUAACGACCUGAAAGUCACCAUCACAGCCAGGUUCCUGUAUGGGAAGAAUGUGGAAGGAACUGCUUUUGUCAUCUUUGGUGUUCAGGACGGCGACCAGAAAAUCUCACUAACUCAGUCCCUCUCACGAGUCUUGAUUGAUGACGGCGUUGGGGAGGCCACGCUUAGCCGGGAUGUCCUGCUAAAUGGGGUUCAGCCAUCGGACGCCAAUGCACUGGUGGGGAAGUCCUUGUAUGUUUUGGCCACCGUCAUCUUGCAGUCAGGCAGCGACAUGGUGGAGGCAGAGAGCAGCAGCAUCCCCAUUGUGGACUCCCCCUACAAGAUCCACUUCACCAAGACUCCCAAGUACUUCAAGCCGGCCAUGCCCUUCGACCUGAUGGUGUCCGUGACCAACCCCGAUGGCUCGCCAGCAAGCCGCGUGCCCGUAGUGACAGAUGGAUUCAACAACGUGCAGUCCUUUACCCAGGAAGAUGGUGUGGCCAAGCUGAGCAUCAACACCCCCAAGACCCGGGAUCCCCUCACCAUCACCGUUCGCACAAAGAAGGAUGGAAUCCCCAAGGAACAACAGGCUGUGAAGACCAUGACGGCCCAUCCCUACACCCCCCAGGGCAACUCCAACAACUACCUGCACCUCUCUGUCCCCCGCUCUGAACUCCGGCCCGGGGAGAUGAUUAAUGUCAACUUCCACGUGCGCAUGGACCCUGGUCUGGAUGCCAAGAUCAAAUACUACACCUACCUGAUCAUGAGCAAGGGAAAGCUGCUGAAGGUGGAUCGGCAACAGCGAGAUGUGGGCCAGGACCUGGUGGUGCUGCCCCUGCAAAUCACUACAGAGCUUAUCCCGUCAUUCCGCCUUGUGGCCUAUUACACCCUCAUUGGGACCGGCGGGAACAGAGAGGUGGUGGCCGAUUCCGUGUGGGUGGAUGUCAAGGACUCCUGCAUGGGCACUCUGGUAGUGACAAGUGCUAAGGAGGAAGAUAAGCAUAAGCAGUAUCUGCCCGGACAACAGAUGACCCUCAAGAUAGAAGGAGACCCAGGAGCCCGCGUGGGGCUGGUGGCCGUGGACAAGGGUGUGUUUGUGCUGAAUAAGAAGAACAAAUUCACUCAAAGCAAGAUCUGGGACAUCGUGGAGAAAGCCGACAUCGGCUGCACCCCAGGCAGUGGGAAAGACUAUGCGGGGGUCUUUGGGGACGCGGGGCUCUCCUUCAAGACCAGCAAAGGCCUGCAGACCGCCCACCGGGCAGACCCCAAGUGCCCCGAAGUGGCGACUCGCAAGCGGCGCUCGGUGCAGCUCGUGGAGAAGAGGAGAGACAAAGCCGGCCAGUACAAGAACAAGGAUCUGCGGCGCUGCUGCGAAGACGGCAUGCGGGACAACCCCAUGAGGUUCGCCUGCGAGCGCCGCGCCACCUUCAUCCUGCAAGACCGCGCAUGCGUAGACGCCUUCCUUGACUGCUGCCGCUACAUCAUGCGCCUGCGCCAGGAGCAGGCGCGCACGAGGCCCCUGGGCCUGGCCCGGAGUGACCUUGAUGAAGACAUAAUCCCGGAAGAGGACAUCACCUCCCGAAGUCAGUUCCCCGAGAGUUGGCUGUGGGUCAUUGAUGACUUAAAACAAUCCGAAAAAAGUGGAACUAUCACCAAGAACAUGAAUAUAUUUUUGAAAGAUUCCAUCACCACCUGGGAGAUUCUGGGUGUGAGUCUGUCAAAAGAGAAAGGGAUCUGCGUGGCCGACCCCUUUGAGGUGACCGUAAUGCAAGACUUCUUCAUCGAUCUGCGUCUCCCCUACUCGGUGGUGCGCAAUGAGCAGGUGGAAAUCCGAGCCAUCCUGUACAACUACCGGCCUGCAGACGAUCUCAGGGUCAAGGUGGAGCUUCUGUACAAUCCCGCGUUCUGCAGUUUGGCCUCCUCCAAGAAGCGCCACUACACGACCCUGAAGGUGCCGGCGGCAUCCUCGGUGGCUGUGCCUUUUGUCAUUGUGCCCCUGAAGGUGGGCCUCCAGGAGGUGGAGGUCAAAGCCGCUGUCUUCAAUUACUACAUCGCUGACGGUGUCAAGAAGACCCUGAAGGUCGUGCCUGAAGGAAUCAGAGUCAACAAAACUGUGGCAGUGCGCUCGCUGAAUCCCGAAGUCCUGGGCAAAGAGGGCGUGCAGAGAGAGGAGGUCACGGCAGUAGACCUUAGUGAUCAAGUCCCCGACACGGAUUUAGAGACCCGCAUCCUUCUCCAGGGGAAUCCCGUGGCCCAGAUGACGGAAGAUGCUAUUGAUGGGGACCGGCUGAAUCAUCUCAUUGUCACCCCCUCGGGCUGCGGGGAGCAGAACAUGAUCAGCAUGACGCCCACCGUCAUAGCCGUGCACUAUCUGGAUAGCACCGAUCAGUGGGCCAAGUACAGCUUGGAGAAACGGCAGAACGCCUUGGAACUCAUCAAGAAGGGCUAUACCCAACAGCUGGCCUACAGACAGAAGAACUCCGCAUACGCAGCCUUCCUCAAUCGGCCCUCUAGCACCUGGCUGACUGCCUAUGUGGUCAAGGUCUUCUCUCUGGCCACCAACCUCAUCGCCAUCGACUCCCAGGUCCUCUGCGGGGCUGUCAAAUGGCUGAUCCUGGAGAAGCAGAAGCCAGAUGGGAUUUUCCAGGAGGAUGGGCCUGUGAUUCACCAAGAAAUGAUUGGUGGCUACCGGGGUGCUCAGGAGAAAGAUAUGUCCCUCACUGCCUUUGUUCUCAUCGCUCUUCUGGAGGCCAAGGAUAUUUGCCAGGGACAAAUCAAUAGCUUGGAACAGAGCAUAAAUAAGGCCAGCAAUUUUCUGGAAGCCAACUAUGUGAAGCUGAAGAGGCCCUACACCAUUGCCAUCGCAGGAUAUGCCUUGGCCCUCAUGGGCAAACUGAAGGAACCACAGCUCUCUACAUUUUUGGAUGCGGCCACAGAGAAGAACAGGUGGGAGGAACCUGGCCAGAAGCUCUACAACGUGGAAGCCACAUCCUAUGCCCUCCUGGCCUUGCUGGAGAUUAAAGACUUCGAUUACAUUCCCCCUGUGGUGCGCUGGCUCAACGAACAGAGAUACUACGGGGGCGGCUAUGGUUCUACCCAGGCUACCUUCAUGGUGUACCAAGCUUUAGCCAGGUACCAACAGGACGUGUCUGAUCACAAAGACCUGGACUUGGAUGUGUCUAUCAAACUACCAAGCCGCAGCUCCCCGAUUAACCAUCGCAUCUUGUGGGAGUCCGCCAGCCUCCUGCGCUCUGAGGAGACAAAGAAAAACGAGGAUUUCACAGUCGUGGCCAAGGGGAAAGGUGAAGGGACCUUGUCGGUGGUGACCAUGUACCACGCGAAGAUCAAACACAAGGUCAUUUGCAAAAAUUUCAAUCUCAGGGUCAGCAUCCGACCAGCCCCACCAGAAGUCAAGAAGCCUCAGGAUGCCUUGAAAACCAUGUUCCUUGACAUUUGCACCAAGUACCUGGGGCGUGAGGAUGCAACUAUGUCCAUCCUGGACAUAUCCAUGAUGACCGGCUUCUCUCCAGAUGUGGAGGACUUGAAACUGCUAAGUACUGGUGUGGACCGAUACAUUUCUAAGUAUGAGCUGAACGACGCAUAUACCAAGAGAAACACACUCAUCAUCUAUCUGGACAAGAUCUCCCACACCCAAGAGGACUGUUUAACCUUCAAAGUUCAUCAGUACUUCAAUGUGGGGCUCAUCCAGCCCGGCUCUGUCAAGGUUUACUCCUAUUACAACCUGGAUGAAUCCUGUACCCAGUUCUACCAUCCUGAGAAGGAAGACGGGAUGCUGAACAAGCUCUGUCACAAAGACAUGUGUCGCUGCGCUGAGGAAAAUUGCUUCAUGCACCACGAGCUGGGCCAGGUCACCCUAGAGCACCGGACAGAUAAGGCCUGCGAGCCUGGCGUGGACUAUGUGUACAAGGUCAGCCUGCAGUCCGUGGAGCCUUCCGAUGACUUUGAUGAGUACGUCAUGGUCAUUCAGCAGCUCAUCAAGUCAGGCUCGGACGAGGUGCAGGUGAAACAGCAGCGCAGGUUCAUCAGCCACAUCAAAUGCAGGGAAGCUCUGAAACUGCAAGAAGGGAAGGAUUACCUGGUGUGGGGCAUCUCCUCCGACCUGUGGGGAGAGAAACCCAACAUCAGCUACAUCAUCGGGAAGGACACGUGGAUCGAGCUGUGGCCCAAGGAAGACGAGUGUCAGGACGAGGAGAACGAGAAACUGUGCCAGGAUCUGUCGGCCUUCACCGAGAACCUCAUAGUCUUCGGCUGCUCCAACUGAACCAGCCCCUCAAUAAAAGCUUUUUUUCCAGCUGCA
Molecule: messenger RNA, 5110 nt
Organism: Suncus etruscus (white-toothed pygmy shrew)
Lineage: Eukaryota; Metazoa; Chordata; Mammalia; Eulipotyphla; Soricidae
Gene: C3
Product: complement C3
Exons: 41
Coding region: 68-5074 (1668 amino acids)
Biological process (GO): complement activation; inflammatory response
Cellular component (GO): extracellular region
Molecular function (GO): protein binding; endopeptidase inhibitor activity
Source: RefSeq, a predicted model, not a curated record